This is a messenger RNA of Hevea brasiliensis (rubber tree), 1733 nucleotides long. Its product is annotated as zinc finger CCCH domain-containing protein 25. The coding region runs from base 260 to 1369 and encodes 369 amino acids. Gene Ontology annotation, molecular function: metal ion binding; RNA binding. The transcript is spliced from 4 exons. Gene Ontology annotation, biological process: mRNA splicing, via spliceosome. The record is from RefSeq and is a predicted model, not a curated record. Gene Ontology annotation, cellular component: U2 snRNP; catalytic step 2 spliceosome; precatalytic spliceosome. NCBI's taxonomy places the organism in Eukaryota, Viridiplantae, Streptophyta, Magnoliopsida, Malpighiales, Euphorbiaceae.
UGUUAUACAGGUCAUUAUAUUAGCAACAUUAAGCAUAUUAUUAUUGUUAGUACUUUAUUUUAUUACACAACACAAUUAUUGUAUGUAAAAUAAUUAUAAUUAAAAUAAUAGGGAAAGCCGGAAAGCAAGUGGCGGUGAGAGGAUAGGGAUUUUCUUUUUUUUUUUUUUUUUUUUUUUUCUUUCUUCUCCUUGAAUUGCUUAUUGCGUUGCAAGGCUCCGGGGCAUCACUCCAGCGAGUAGACCAGAGGAUAGGGAGAAGAUGAAUCCAUUGACGCUGGUGAAACGAAUUCAGAACAUAAACUCGAAAGAAGCAGAGUUAGGGAUUUCAGAGGAUGCUUCCUGGCACGCCAAAUACAAAGAUUCAGCUUAUGUUUUUGUUGGCGGUAUUCCUUUCGAUCUCACCGAAGGCGAUCUCCUUGCUGUUUUUGCUCAAUAUGGGGAGAUUGUUGAUGUUAAUCUAGUUAGAGACAAGGAUACUGGUAAAUCAAAAGGGUUUGCAUUUAUUGCAUAUGAGGAUCAAAGAAGUACAAAUCUUGCUGUAGAUAAUCUGAAUGGCGCAGAGGUUGCUGGUCGAAUUGUAAGGGUUGAUCAUGUUACUAAGUACAAGAAGAAAGAGGAGGAGGAUGAAGAGACACAACAGCAGAAGAGAGAGGCUCGAGGAGUAUGCCGUGCUUUCCAAAGAGGUGAAUGCACUCGUGGAGCUAGCUGCAAAUUUUCCCAUGAUGAGCAAAGAGCUGCAAACACAGGAUGGGGUCCUGAGGAUAAAAGUCCAAGAUGGGGACAUGACAAGUUUGAUGCUCCAAAAAAGAGUGAGAAAAGAUCUGGCAAUGAGAGACCUUCAGAGAGCCUCCCUAAACAGAGUGAUAGGAGGGAGGACAAGAGUUCAAGAAGGCAUGAUGAUAAUGAAAUGGAGCGGAAGUCAAAAGAAGAUUAUCAUAGAAGAGAUGGAAAGAGAUGGAGAAGACAAGAAGACAAUGAAUUUGAGCCAAAAUCAAGCGAAGACUAUGAUAGGAGAGAUGAAAAGAGAUCGAGAAGGCAUGGAGAUGAGGAAUUUGAGCCAAAGUCUAGAGAUGAUUAUCAUAGGAGCGAUGAAAAGAGGUUGAGAAGGCAUGAAGACGUUCAAAGAGGAGAAGAUUAUAAGAGGGAUGAAAGGGGAUUGAGAAGGCAUAAUAAUGGUGAUGGAUUGGAGCCAAGGUCAAGAGACAAUGAUGAUCGGAGGGAGGAAAAGAGAUUUAAGAGGCACGAAUCAGAAUCCUAUCUUAGGGAAGACCAAGAUAAGAGAGGAGCCAAAUCAUCUGCCCAUGUUAGGGAUUCUUCCUCCAGUCGUCAUAGAGAGAGAGAUGAGCAUAGGCGCAAAUCAGAGAGAUGAGAAUCCCUGAGUAGGACCAUGUUCAAGCUUGACAAUAGCAGCAGGGUCAUUCUAAGAACGGUGACCCAUUUUCUUUUGGCUUUCUAAGGUUUUUGUGUACUUUACUUGACGUGUUUCAAAAAAUAAAAGGAGUGACAUGAUAGAGCAGGACAUUUGAUGACAUGAUUGUAGUUUCAAAUGGGUGAAUUUUCGGGUAGUUGACACUUUCUUUUUUGGCAAAAUUAGAGAAAAGAGGGGGGGAUGAGGGGGGAUUGCUUAAUGGCUAGUGACGCAUCGUACUUGAGGAGGUGAGAUGUAUUUUAUUUUCCACAUGGUUAUUUGGUGGGCAAAAUUUUAUGUUAAUAUUUAUUGUCACUUGUGCUUA